AUGAAUAACAGAGUUGGACCUGAUGAAUCUGUUGAAGUUAAUUCUAAUACAACACGAUUACGAAGAUUACAUGAACAUUUUCAAAAGCGAAAAUUAAUUUGGAUAAUGUUUUUCAUUAUUUUAUCUGUUGUAAUUAUAACUAUUGCAACAAUUACUGCUACAAUGAACAAAGCAAAGAGGGAAGAAACAACAACAACAACAACAAGUGAGUUGUUGACAACAACAGCAACAACAAGUGAGUUGUUGACAACAACAACAACAAGUGAAUUGUUGUCAACAACAACGACAAGUGCGAAGAUACCCGAAGUUGGUUCAGAACCUUACAGACCGAAAACUUCAUAUGCCAGAAAACAACAGAAAAUGCAGAGAGGUUGUGCUUAA
Messenger RNA from Adineta steineri, 381 nucleotides. The record is from the annotation of a GenBank genome assembly. Lineage: Eukaryota; Metazoa; Rotifera; Eurotatoria; Adinetida; Adinetidae.